Cyphellophora europaea CBS 101466 is the source of this 1569-nucleotide messenger RNA. RefSeq lists its product as uncharacterized. The coding region runs from base 1 to 1569 and encodes 522 amino acids. The record is from RefSeq and is a predicted model, not a curated record. Gene Ontology annotation, biological process: transmembrane transport. Gene Ontology annotation, molecular function: transmembrane transporter activity. Gene Ontology annotation, cellular component: membrane. The transcript has 2 exons. NCBI's taxonomy places the organism in Eukaryota, Fungi, Ascomycota, Eurotiomycetes, Chaetothyriales, Cyphellophoraceae.
AUGUCUCAGACACAGACCGUGGUCGAGCUCACAACGAACCCUCCGGCGUUCAAAACCGACGCACCAACGCCCGCCCCAGCGGUUCUAGCUAGCGAUCAUGAGCCGACUCCCGUCAGCCUUAGCAAAGGCCCGACAGCAGCCAUCUUCUUCAGUAUCGGCGGCGUGACCCUCAUCAGCAGCAUGCUCGCGGGUGUCGUGACCGUUGCCCUUCCACACAUGGUCACCGCCCUGAAAAUCCCUCCAUCUCUACUGCUCUGGCCUGCCUCGAUCUACGCCCUGACCUGCGGCUGCAGCCUGAUCCUCUCCGGAGCAAUUGCCGACAUCGUGGGCAGUCGAUUCAUGUACAUCCUCGGCACUGGGCUGCAGUCGGUCUUCACGCUCGCGUGCGGCCUUGCUCGAACGAGCACGCAGCUGAUUGUCUUCCGCGGCCUCGCCGGCAUAGCCAUCGCUUUUUGCUUGCCAUCGGCCGUCAGCCUGGUGACGUCCUAUUUUCCACAUGGCCCUCGGCGUAACAUGGCUUUCGCGACCAUGGGCGGCGGGCAGCCCCUAGGUUUUGCCAUCGGUCUUGUUAUGGGUGGUGUGCUCUCGGACUCGCCGGCGUCGUGGCGUGGUGCCUUCUACAUUGGAGCUGGCAUCAACACGCUGGUUUUGAUCGUGACGUUCUUCGGUCUCCCUAAGCUGGCCCCUGGCCGCGGAGUGGAGUGGGCAAAGCUAUGGACCGACCUUGAUUGGACUGGUGCGCUGCUGCUAAGUGCUUCCCUCGGCAUGCUAUCGUAUGUCUUUGCUGCCAUCACCGGUGCCGUCUCAACGAUACGCCAGCCUGCCACAAUUGUACUCUUGACUCUGGCAGUCCUCCUCAUCCCAGUUUUUGCCUUCUGGGUGCAUCGCCAGGAGAAGCUGGGCAGGCCGGCCAUCAUCCCGAAUUCCAUUUGGCGAAACCGAGUCUUCACGUCGAUUUGCUUCGAUGUGUUUCUACUUUGGGGGGCUUUCAAUUCGAUGGAAGUGCUUCUGACUUUCUUCUUUCAAGACGUCCAGCUUCUCUCGGCGACGCAGUCUUCGAUACGCUUUCUACCUUUACCGGUGACGGGUUUGGUUGUGAACAUCUUCAUUGGUGCUGUCAUCCAUCGCUUGCGCGCCAACUGGGCCAUCGUACUCAGCACCCUCAUAUCAUGCAUCUCCCCGAUCCUCACAGCGGUGAUGACCCCAACCGACACAUACUGGGAAUACGUCUUCCCUGCCAUCACGCUCAGCGCCAUCGGCUGUGACGUGCUGUUCACAGCCUCGAACCUCGUCAUCACCAACGCCUUCCCUGACAACACGCAAGCCCUAGCGGGAGGGGUCUUCAACACGGUCGCGCAAAUCGGCAAGAGCGUCGGCUUGGCUAUCAGCGCCAUAAUCGCCAAUCGCAUCUCGGAAGCCAGGGAGGACAGUGGGAAGCCGCAUACGCUCGUCCUGCUUGAAGGCUAUCGCGGUGCGUGGUGGUUUUGCCUGGCGUCGACAGCUGCGGUGGUGUUGAUCAGCAUCGCCGGCCUCAGGAAUAUCGGCAAGCUAGGCGUUAAACGAGACUGA